Plodia interpunctella (Indianmeal moth) is the source of this 1384-nucleotide messenger RNA. RefSeq names its product lipase 3-like. Gene Ontology annotation, biological process: lipid metabolic process. Gene Ontology annotation, molecular function: hydrolase activity, acting on ester bonds. The coding region runs from base 84 to 1337 and encodes 417 amino acids. The transcript has 5 exons. NCBI's taxonomy places the organism in Eukaryota, Metazoa, Arthropoda, Insecta, Lepidoptera, Pyralidae. The record is from RefSeq and is a predicted model, not a curated record.
UUUCCAAUCAGUUUAACUGCCUCUCAGACCCAAGGCAUAAUUACAACGCUUAAUAUUACUCUAGUUGGUGAGGGUUCUUCACGAUGUUUUGUCUUCUUCUCACAUGUGUUCUGGUGGCUGCAGCUUCGGCUGGAAGAUCACCUCAUGCAGACUAUGUCGAAGAGUAUUUGAAGGCUAAGGGCGCUGGAAGAUAUUCGGAUAACAUUAUUGAAGACGCACUCCUGGACAUCCCAGAACUAGUCGCCAAAUACGGGUAUCCGUUCGAAGCGCACUCUGUCACCACCACGGAUGCCUACAUUCUGGAGGUCCACCGGAUACCUCACGGGAGAGAUCAGAAUAAUACCCCAAACCCCAACAAACCUGUGGCCUUCUUGAUGCAUGGCUUAUACUCCUCAUCUGCUGACUUUAUAGUGCUAGGCCCUGGAAGUGCUCUAGCUUACCUACUCGCUGAAGCCGGCUUCGACGUUUGGUUAGGCAACGCGCGAGGCAACUACUACUCCAGACGUCAUCAAACCCUCAACCCUGACGGUGGGAGACGCGACCUGGACUUCUGGAGGUUCAGCUGGGAUGAAAUCGGCAAUUUAGACCUUCCAGUAGUCAUAGACUAUGUCAUUGCUACUACUGGACAGCCGAAAUUACAUUACAUUGGACAUUCCCAAGGUGGUACCACGUUUUUGGUUCUGAACUCCUUGAAUCCAGAGUACAAUGAGAAGUUCCACAGCUUCCAGGCGUUGGCUCCUGCAGCUUUCUUUAUUUACAACGAAGAUCCGUCGUACAGGAUUCUAGCACCAUUGGAAGCAGUACUUGAGGACACUUUGUUCGCUCUUGGCGUUGUUGAGAUCCUGGGUAAUAGGGAGUUCUUCACCUGGUUCUCUGUCAACUUUUGCGUUGAUGGUGUCACUGCUGAUUUUUGCAACGAAAUCCUGUAUAGAGGUGAUCCAGAAUUCUAUAAUACUACGAUGACACCUUUACUUCUGGGACACGCUCCGGCUGGCGCCUCCAUCCUCCAAAUGAUCCAUUACGGCCAGAGCAUCAACUCCAAGAAAUUCAGGCGGUUCAACUAUCUUCCCAUCAAAAACAUCGAAGUCUACGGUCGCCCUACUCCCCCUGAUUACGAUCUUAACAGAGUCACCGUACCUACCUAUCUCCACUAUGGCUACGCUGAUCUACAAGCUGAUUACAGAGACAUAAACUAUCUGGGAGAUAUGCUGCCGAAUGUAGCUGGCAGAAUACCAGUUCCCAGAGAGAGUUUCAAUCACUUGGACUUCAUUUGGGGAAUCGAUGCGAAGGCGCAGUUGUAUGAUAAAUUAAUUGAGAUCAUGUUUAGCUACCACUGAUGAUGUUAUUUGUUUAAUUAAAUAAAAAAACAAAUGAAUACAUUGUU